AUGACAAACGAACGUAUCCUUUCCAUCCAGUCGCAUGUAGUUUCCGGAUAUGUUGGGAACAAGGCAGCCGUGUUCCCUUUACAGCUUCUUGGUUUCGAUGUUGACGUUGUAAAUUCUGUGCAUUUUUCCAAUCACACGGGGUAUACCAACGGAUGGGAAGGGGACGUCUUGAAAGGAGAACAACUCCGAGCUAUUCUGGACGGUCUCGAUCGGAACGGCUUGCUAUCGUCGGUAGGUCACGUCUUGACGGGGUACAUUGGCUCGAUUUCUUUCCUGGAAGCCGUGCUGGAUGUCAUCAAAACUAUUCGAAUGAAGCAUAAGGUUCGGUUCGUGUGUGAUCCGGUACUGGGAGACAAAGGCGAGUUCUACGUUCCCAAAGAGCUGGUGCAGGUGUACCGAGAAAAAGUCAUUCCGAUAGCGGACGUUCUGACGCCCAAUCAGUUUGAAGUCGAGCAACUAACAGGAAUCGAUGUCAAAACAUUGAAUGAUGCCAAAAUGGCGUGCCAGGCUUUGCACGACAUGGGUCCGAGUUUGAUAUUCAUUACGAGUUGCGAGUUUUCCGAACGUGAAAUGUCGAUACUGGCGUCUCAGCGUCGCGAAAACGAGAUUCAGCUCUGGCACAUUGCGUGUCCCAUAUUGGCGGGACACUUUACCGGCACGGGAGAUUUGUGUGCCUCUCUCCUGCUUGCGCACACGGCGCGAGAUCCGGACAAUUUGCCGGCGGCUAUGGAAAAGGUUAUCAAUACCAUGUUUGCGGUGAUUGAACGGACCAGUAAGAACGGAGGGGAUUCGGUGCAGUCACGGGAGUUGAGAUUGGUACAAAGCAAAUUGGACAUUGAAAAUCCGCCGCAGCGUUUCAAGGCGGAACGAAUAUAG
This is a messenger RNA of Phaeodactylum tricornutum CCAP 1055/1, 876 nucleotides long. RefSeq lists its product with no specific name. The transcript has 2 exons. Bases 1 to 876 code for a protein of 291 amino acids. The record is from RefSeq and is a predicted model, not a curated record. Gene Ontology annotation, molecular function: pyridoxal kinase activity. NCBI's taxonomy places the organism in Eukaryota, Bacillariophyta, Bacillariophyceae, Surirellales, Neidiaceae. Gene Ontology annotation, biological process: pyridoxal 5'-phosphate salvage. Gene Ontology annotation, cellular component: cytosol.